AUGGAGGUGCUGGGCUGGCUGUCCCUGCUCGCCGCAGCCACCAGCAGUGCCACAGGUGACUCACGGGUGACCGACGUAACCCCAGCCCCGUAUGCCAGCUUGCCCCGUGUCCUUGAGUCACCACCCCCAGCCUUGUGGCAGGCGGUCCCCGUGCGUCACCGGCCCUCAAGCCCCUUCGCUGUGACACUCGCCCCGGCACGUGGCAAGCGGCCAGCAGCACCCCGAGGACGCCGCCACCAGAAAACCCCAAAAAACACCCGGCCAGGAGUGAUCUUCGGUGACCCCGACGGCGCCAUCCUCUGCCCUAAGCUGUGCCAUCAGCUGGGGCUGCAGAGCACUGGGCUGCAGCUCUACCAUGGCAUCAAGGCUGCCCUCAACUACUGGAGCGCCAAGGCCCUGUGGGGCAAGCUGGAUAAGAAAGCUGGCCACAAGGACUACGACCAGGGCACAGCCUGUGCCAGCACCAAGUGCCUGGUGGUGGGGGCCGGUCCCUGCGGGCUGCGGGUGGCCAUCGAACUGGCGCUGCUGGGCGCUCGCGUGGUGCUGCUGGAGAAGCGCGACUCCUUCUCCCGCAACAACGUCCUGCACCUCUGGCCCUUCACCAUCCAUGACCUGCGGGCGCUGGGCGCCAAGAAACGCCUCUCCCUGCCCGCAGGGUUCAAGCGGAAGGAGACGCGGGGGAAGCUGGCCAUCGGCAUCACCACCAACUUCAUCAACCGCCACAGCCGGGCCGAGGUGGAGGUGGCUGAGAUCAGCGGCGUAGCCCGAAUCUACAACCAGAAGUUCUUCCAAAACCUUUACAACAAAACAGGCAUCGACCUGGAAAACAUCGUCUACUACAAGGACGACACUCACUAUUUCGUCAUGACGGCCAAGAAGCAGAGCCUGCUCAAGAAAGGGGUCAUCCUGCAGGACAAGGCAGACAUCGAGAGCCUCCUGUCCCCAGAGAACGUGAACCGGGAUGCCCUUCUCAGCUACGCCAAAGAAGCUGCCAACUUCUCCACCAACUACCGCCUGCCCGAGCUGGAGUUUGCCCUCAACCACCGGGACCUGCCAGACGUCGACAUGUUCGACUUCACCUGCAUGACGCGCUCGGAGAACGCGGCGCUGGUGCGGGAGCACAACGGGACCCGUCUGCUCCUCGGGCUGGUGGGCGACUGCUUGGUGGAGGCGGAGGAGGUCAGCAAGAAGCCGCUGUCUCCCCACGGCGCCCGAGGGGCCAUCCUCUUCCUCAGCAAGCUGCAGAAAAGGCGGAACCUGAACCACAAGCGUGCCCAGGACAGCGCCCAGAAGGAUGCUGAGGUCAAGAGGAGCCACGGGGAUGCUGAGCCCCCACCAGUAGCCCCCCGGUCAGGGGAAGAGCCUGAGGCAGCAGAGGAUGCUGAGGAUGCUGGUGAUGUGGAGGAGCGUGGUGACGUGGAGGAGCGUGGUGACGUGGAGGAGCGUGGUGACAUGGAGGAGCAUGGUGACAUGGAGGAGAGUGGUGGCAUGGAGAAGCAUGGUGACGUGGAGAAGCAUGGUGAUGUGGAGGAGCAGGAGGUGCCGGCACAGCCUGGGGACCAUGCGAAGGAGGAGGACGGUGCUGGACCGGAGCCCCGAGGGGUGGCGGUGGAGGGUGAGGAGAGUGGGGGCAGGAGAAAGAUCGUCCUCACACCCCUGGAGAAGCUCAAGCUGUCCACGCUGACCCUCACCAGCGAAGCAGAGCCCGAGCCGCCGCCGAAGCCGGCUCGUCUGCGGCUCCGAGCGGCGCCUGAGGCCCUCCCUGCCCUGUGGCGGGAACACAGCGCCUGGGAGGAGGAGGAGGAGGAAAUGGCCAUGGAGGAAGCUUUGGAGGAGAGUGACAGCGAGGAAGAGAAGGAGGAGGAGGAGGAUGAAGGCACAGACUUUGGCAUCAUGGCAGAGUUGUGUCUGAACCUGGGGGAAGAGGAGAAAUCCCCCACCUGGAAGCGCACGCUGACCCGCCGGGCCAGGGAAGCCCAGAUGAAUCGGUUCUGCAAAGCCCAGACCAUCCAGAGGCGGCUGGAGGAGAUUGAGGUGACGUUCCGGGAGCUGGAGCAGCAGGGCAUCAAGCUGGAGAAGUUACUCCGGGAUGAGGACGGCGCCUCGACCGACCAGAAGACGCAGUGGAUGAACCAACUGCUCUACCUGGUCCAGAAGAAGAACAGCCUGAUGACCGAGGAGUCGGACCUCAUGAUCGCGGUGCAGGAGCUGAAGCUGGAGGAGCAGCAGUGGUACCUUGACCAGAAGCUCCGGUGCUACCUGAGCAAGGAGGAAUCCCUGAAGACGCCCGAGCAUCGCAUGGCCGAGCAGGAGAUCCUGGCGCAGCUGGUGGACGUGGUGAACAAGCGCAAUGUCCUCAUCCACAUGCAAGAGGAGAAGCGGCUCAGCGAGCUGCAGGCCUGA
Charadrius vociferus (killdeer) is the source of this 2403-nucleotide messenger RNA. RefSeq names its product microtubule associated monooxygenase, calponin and LIM domain containing 1 (gene MICAL1). Gene Ontology annotation, molecular function: FAD binding. The transcript has 15 exons. The coding region runs from base 1 to 2403 and encodes 800 amino acids. Lineage: Eukaryota; Metazoa; Chordata; Aves; Charadriiformes; Charadriidae. The record is from RefSeq and is a predicted model, not a curated record.